Messenger RNA from Penicillium nucicola, 1278 nucleotides. RefSeq lists its product as uncharacterized. NCBI's taxonomy places the organism in Eukaryota, Fungi, Ascomycota, Eurotiomycetes, Eurotiales, Aspergillaceae. The coding region runs from base 1 to 1278 and encodes 425 amino acids. The transcript is spliced from 2 exons. Gene Ontology annotation, biological process: regulation of DNA-templated transcription. The record is from RefSeq and is a predicted model, not a curated record. Gene Ontology annotation, molecular function: DNA-binding transcription factor activity.
AUGUUGUUUCCCUUUAUGGGAAUUUUCUUCGUCGGCCUGACUCUAUGGAGUCAGUGGUUUCCCAUUCCGGGGGUCACUGAUCCCCAGGAGUCAUUCUGGAGGCGGUCCAUUGGCUCCAUAAAAUUGACCUUGGAUGUGGGGGCUGUCUGCGUCCUGGUGGACUCUAAGUUCCCCGGACCCGUGUACGGCCCUGGGUUCCCAACUCGGACGGAGGUCUUUGAUACCUCCUCUCCCGUCGCCGGUACCCAUCUCACCCCGGGCCCAAGGCAGGUUUACCGCAUCCCUCCCCGAGGAACAUGUGGAACACCUUGCCCCCAGCUCGGGCUAGAGAACACUUCUCUGGUUGAUUGGAUGACAGUGGUCUUCAUCUACUUCCCGUUUGUUAUCUUCGAUUUGGUUUUCCCAUGGCUAACGUUGCUGUUCUGGCUGUUGUUUUAUCUCAGUUACGAUUCCGGGCACGUUAUGCUUCUACUUCGGCCUAUCGAAUUCAUUGCUUACACACUGCGGUAUCUUCGUGAAGGAUCCGAGCUCUUCGUGGAAUUUCUCAUUGACCAGCCACAGAUUGCACGUGUGCAGUCUGUGGCAGACGGAAGUCUGUCUGUUUACGAACUCACAGAUCUUCUGGUCGCGGGUCCAAAGGAAGCGAAUCUCGACCCGAACCCUGUCCGUACCGACUCUAUGGGCCUUCUGAUUUCGGUUCUCUCCCAGGCUGAGGAUGUAUGGAUUCACCGUGAGGUGAUGAAGUAUAUCCGAUGCAAGGAAGUUGAGGCGCUAGUCAUUUGGUCCCAGGAGUUGGAUUGCAUGAUAAACGCGUCGAUGACCUCCCUCACCGCCCCCCAGAACUUGGUUGUUUCUUUGGUUGCUCGAAACUCGUCUGAUGUUAAUCAAGAGACUGUUUGCCUUGAUCCUGAUCAUUUGCCGGCUCGGUUGUGGGCACUUGUGCCUUGGCAUCCGAAACAUCUGUCACCAUUUAUGGUGAGUCAUUUGGUGGGAGUUCUUCUCACCUCUUGGAAAGAAGGGAACAAGGCUGUGGGCAUCUCUGAUGCUCCUGUUGACGUUCCUCGAUCUUCAGAUACCGCGCCUGAGAUGGAAAAGGGUCACUCAGACACAGAUGACGACGACGUUUCUACUCCUGUGCAUACGAAACGCAGAAACCGGAUGUCGGCGAAAGCGAGAAGACGCAAGAGACGGCAGGCUGACCAAAUGUUGGAGGAGGAACUUGCUCAGUCUCAAACCGAGGGUACUGAAGCAGUUACUUCUUCUGCUGGUCUGUCCUAG